CGUCUCUUCCGGGGGAGGCUCCGCCCACGGCCCUGCCCGCUCCUCACGUGCGCGCAGACUCCUGUGCCCCCGGAGCUGCGCUGGGUUUGGCAACUGCACCAUGACCCUCAAGGCGAUCCGCUACUCGCGGGGCUCCCUGCAGAUCCUGAACCAGCUGCUGCUGCCCCAGCAAACACACUACGAGGCGGUGGGCUCGGUGCGCCAAGCCUGGGAGGCCAUCCGUGCCAUGAAGGUGCGGGGCGCCCCAGCCAUCGCCCUAGUGGGCUGCCUCAGCCUCGCCGUGGAGCUGCAGACGGGCGCCGGGGGACCAGGACUCGCCGCGCUGGUGGCCUUCGUACGCGACAAGCUGAGCUUCCUCGUCACCGCCCGGCCCACCGCUGUCAACAUGGCCCGCGCCGCCCGCGACAUGGCUGAUGCUGCAGCCCGGGAGGCCGAGCGGGAGGGCGCUACGGAGGAGGCAGUCCGGGAGAGAGUGAUCCGUUGCGCUGAGGACAUGCUGGAGAAAGACCUCAGAGACAACGAGAGCAUCGGGGACUUUGGAGCCUUGUUCCUCCUGGACCAGGUGGCCCCCAACGGUGGCAAGGUGACUGUACUGACCCACUGUAACACCGGUGCUCUGGCCACUGCUGGCUACGGCACAGCCCUAGGUGUGAUCCGAUCACUGCACAGCCUGGGCCGCCUGGAGCACGUCUUCUGCACUGAGACCCGGCCCUACAACCAGGGAGCCCGACUGACGGCCUUCGAGCUGGUCUAUGAGCAGAUCCCCGCCACCCUCAUUGCCGACAGCAUGGUAGCUGCCACCAUGGCCCAUAAGGGUGUGUCAGCCGUGGUCGUGGGAGCUGACCGCGUGGUUGCCAAUGGCGACACAGCCAACAAGGUGGGCACCUACCAGCUGGCCAUUGUCGCCAAGCACCACGGCAUUCCCUUCUACGUGGCUGCCCCCAGCUCUUCCUGUGACCUCCAUCUGGAGACCGGCAAGGAGAUCAUCAUUGAAGAGCGUCCGGGCCAGGAGCUGACUGACGUUAAUGGGGUCCGGAUUGCGGCACCCGGGAUUGGAGUUUGGAAUCCUGCCUUCGAUGUCACCCCCCACGACCUCAUCACUGGCGGCAUCAUCACAGAACUAGGGGUAUUUGCCCCUGAGGAGCUCCGGGCAGUCCUACCCAUCUCUUCCAGGGAUGGGACCCCAGAUGUAACCAACUCAGCCCUCCCUAGCCUGCCUCUCUAGGAUUUUUAAUAAAUUUCUUGAAUGGCUGCCCAAAAGCUGACCUUUCCACCCCUGACCACACUUGUUCCUAGUGCAGGGAGAUCAGACAGGACCUUCCAUCUACAUCCCAGCAUCUAGAGGAAGGCCACCCAGGUUCAAAUCCUAACUCUGCCACUUUUUCCACUGUGUGAUCUUAGACAACUCACGUCAACUCUCUGUGCCUUGGUUUCCUCAUUUAUAAAGCGUGGCUAACACUUGUACCUCCCUCUUAAGGUCAGGGCUGGAGCUAGGGUGACACUGCCAGGGCAGAAUUUUAAGAGAACAGUAAAAAAGCUCAGCAGGCAGCCAGGCAUGGUGGCUUAUGCCUGUAAUCCCAGUACUUUGGGAGGCUAAGCCAGGCAGAUCACCUAAGGUCGGGAGUUCGAGACCAGCCUGACCAACAUGGAGAAACCCCAUCUCUGGUAAAAAAAAAAAAAAAAUACAAAGUUAGCCAUGCAUGGUGGCGGAUGCCUGUAACCCCAGCUACUCAGCUGAGGCAAGAGAAUUGCUUGACCUGGAGGGUAGAGGUUGCAGUGAGCUGAGGUGGUGUCACUGUACUCCAGCCUGGGUGACCAAGUGAGACUCCAUCUCAAAAAAAAAAAAAAAAUUAUCUGAGCAUGGUGGGUCAUACCUCUAGCCCCAGCUACCCAGGCUGAGGUGGGAGGAUGGCUUGAGCCCAAGAGUUCAAGGAUACAAGGUGCUGUGAUUUCACUACUGCAUUUCAGCCUGGACAACAGAGUGAGACCCCAUCAUUAAAAAUUAAAAAAUCGAUGAAGAACGAAACAAAACAAUUUUUUUUUUUUUGAAACAGGGCCUCCCUGUGUCGCCCAGGCUGGAGUGCAGUGACAUGAUUUCGGCUCACUGCAAUCUCCGCCUCCCAGGUUCAAGCGACUCUCCUGCUUCAGCCUCCCAAGUAGCUGGGAUUACAGGCACCCGCCACUACGCCCAGCUAAUUUUUGUACUUCUAGUACAGGGUUUCACGAUGUGAGGCUGGUCUCGAACUCCUGACCUUAGGUGAUCCGCCUGCCUCGGCCUCCCAAAGUGCUGGGAUUACAGGCGUGAGCCACCGCACCCGGCUAACUCUUUUGUACUUUUAGCACAGAUAGGGUUUCACCAUAUUGGCCAGACUGGUCCCGAACUCCCGAUAUCAAGUGAUCCGCCACCUCAACCUCCCAAGUGCUGGGACUGCAAGCGUUAGCCACCGCGCCCGGCCAAAACAGAAUUUUAAAGAGACUACAACACAGCACUUGUGCCUUCAGCGCACUGACCACAACACCCUGGUUCCACUGAAACUUUAUUUAUAAAAUUCUGCUGCUGGUCUGCAGGAUGCAGGUUGACAAUUUGAUUGUCUUGGAUAUGAAAAUAUUUUUUAAGUCUUGGAAAUACUGUUAUUGAUUACCGAAGUUUUCGGACUUUUAAAAAUUCUACACUAGAGGUAAGUGCUGCACCCCUAAACCUAAUCUGAGUUUUUAUGUGUAAAAAGCAUAAAACGUUGUAAGUUUUCUAAAACACAUAAGCACUCAAUAAACGUUAGCUUAUCAUGGUCA
This is a messenger RNA of Callithrix jacchus (white-tufted-ear marmoset), 2790 nucleotides long. RefSeq names its product methylthioribose-1-phosphate isomerase 1 (gene MRI1). Lineage: Eukaryota; Metazoa; Chordata; Mammalia; Primates; Cebidae. Gene Ontology annotation, molecular function: S-methyl-5-thioribose-1-phosphate isomerase activity. The record is from RefSeq and is a predicted model, not a curated record.